Anguilla anguilla (European eel) is the source of this 3848-nucleotide messenger RNA. RefSeq names its product homeobox protein OTX2-like. Gene Ontology annotation, biological process: regulation of transcription by RNA polymerase II; multicellular organism development. Bases 1446 to 2315 code for a protein of 289 amino acids. Gene Ontology annotation, molecular function: RNA polymerase II cis-regulatory region sequence-specific DNA binding; DNA-binding transcription factor activity, RNA polymerase II-specific. The record is from RefSeq and is a predicted model, not a curated record. The transcript has 4 exons. Lineage: Eukaryota; Metazoa; Chordata; Actinopteri; Anguilliformes; Anguillidae. Gene Ontology annotation, cellular component: nucleus.
ACAAUUUUCUAAAAAAGCGAUAUUAUAAAUAAAGUAUCAAACCAUCUGGUUUCGGAUUGGAACCAGACUAUGGGAAUUAUUUCGAGAAAGUGAGGUAAACCAGCAGGCAAAUUUUACUUUAAGAAAAAUAAUUCCAAAUAUUCAAAUGUCCAUAUGAAUAUAUUUAUGUCAGAUCAAAAACAAAAUGUCCCUAUCUCAUAGAUCCAGUAGUUUUGAAGUCGAUGUCACCAUCCAAGAUAUGGAAUCACGAUGUUAUGAGUUAAUAUUAAUUUUAUUCGAAGCAUUACUUUAAAUUGAAUAUUUAAAAGGUGUGAAUUGAGACAUUCCCAUGUUUUAGUUCUUUCUGGAUUCCAUCGUGUUUUGUCACUUGCAAUGUAAAUGAAAACAUAACAAAGGGCAGUAAUUGGGGAGGCGUGUUUUCAAGAUUUUCGCCACAAAAUUGCUUACCCCCUCCCAUAUCAUCCAGAUUCGGCCACGCGCUUGCAUGCCAAUUUCAAUUGCACAGGUUUUCGUUUAUUUAUUUAUUCAUUCAUUCAUUUAAUUCGUUCAUUAAUUUAGCCUCGGAAACACUAUAAAUACACAUUUACAAACGUUAGAAAAAAUUGCCAUAUUGAUUAGGCCUAAGUGAAAAUCGAUAUUGUAAUCGCACUUGGAACAGGCACGUCAAGCUGUCAAACCAUUUAAAAGUACGGCGGAAAAUUAUUUUUUAUGCAAGGUCAUGUGGCUGAUUUACUCAUUUAAAUAUCAAAAUUGAACCUCUUCAUCUUGGAGAUACUUUAGACCAACUGAGAUAAUAAAACAUUAAAUGAAGCUACUUCAUCCGGCAAAAUUAGAUAAUUUGAUAAUCUUUGUAAAUGAUUUUAUUUUAUAAUAGGCCUAUAGUCUAUUAUUUCCUCGUCCCUCCACAUCUAUACAAUCAUAGGCCAUAUUCUAUUCAUUUCUAAACAUUUCAUUUAUGGUCAAUUUAGAAUGGGGAUGUAGAAACUCAGUGGUUCUGACAAUCAAAAUGCCAGUCUUUGUCUUUGUGUUUAAUUUCCACAAAGUAGAAAUUUAAUCACACCAAAUGCCGCGCCGAGUCCAUGCUGGCGUCCUCUAAUUAGGGAGCGCGUGCCGUCCGGAUUAUCUCUUUGAUUAGUAUUUUAAAAAGAGGAACAACAAAAAUUAUUAUAAUUAAUUCUUGGAGAGACUAAUUAUUAUUGAGCCAAUAUGAGCAGAUGACAGGUUGAAUUGGGCAACGGUUAUAUAUAAGAAGUGCCAUUGUGGGUCAUGUCAGAAGACAGGGAGAUCAACUGCAACAGUUUCAGAUCUACAGUUUAUGGACCGAGUCUUCACGUGAAUUUGCCCGGAACCGGAAAAAGCCUGAACCUGAUUAACCAAGGACUUUAAGAGGCCACUGUAUAAUUUUCAUCAUUAUCUCCAGCGUCGCCCUCGAUUCUAAUUUUAGCAUGAUGUCAUAUCUUAAGCAACCACCUUACUCAGUCAAUGGACUGGGCAUAACUACCUCCGGGAUGGAUCUCCUCCAUCCGUCCGUGGGCUACCCAGCUACACCUCGUAAGCAGAGACGCGAACGGACGACCUUCACGCGCGCUCAGCUAGACAUUCUAGAGGCCCUCUUCGCCAAGACUCGCUACCCUGACAUAUUCAUGCGGGAGGAGGUGGCCUUAAAGAUAAACCUGCCAGAGUCUCGCGUACAGGUCUGGUUUAAGAACCGAAGGGCAAAAUGUCGGCAGCAGCAACAGCAGCAGCAGACCGGAGGGGCGAACAAGAUUCGACCAGUCAAAAAGAAAAGUUCCCCGGCCAGAGAAGCUAGCUCUGAGAGUGGGGCGAGCGGCCAGUUCACACCCCCUACCAUUACCCCAGUCCCUACUGUCUCCGCCAGUAGCGCCCCGGUGUCCAUCUGGAGCCCAGCCUCAAUUUCCCCCCUUUCCGAUCAUCUCUCUACUUCUUCAUCUUGUAUGCAGCGGUCAUACCCGAUGACUUAUACGCAAGCAUCUGGAUACGGCCAAAGCUACGGCGGAUCAUCUUCUUACUUUGGCGGGAUGGACUGCGGGUCUUACCUCUCCUCCGUGCCUCACCAGAUAGCAGGGCCCGGGUCAGCGCUUAGUCCAAUGAGUGCUAAUACUGUUACCAGUCACCUCAACCAGUCCCCAGCUUCGCUAUCUGCUCAGGGGUACGGAGCAUCUGGGCUGGGGUUCAACUCUGCCGCCGAUUGCUUGGAUUACAAAGAUCAACCGGCCUCCUGGAAAUUGAACUUUAAUGCCGACGGCUUGGAUUACAAAGAUCAGACCUCGUCUUGGAAAUUCCAGGUUUUGUGAAGCCAACGACCGGCGUUAAAUUACAUUGACUGUUCAAAAAUAAUACCGAAGUAAGGCGUGUUACCUCGCCGCGAUAUUCAGACAUAUGCCUGAGAAGGACUUGAUUUGGAUACUACGAGCAAGCCCGGGAUGCAACAUUUGGUAUAUUGGUGGCACACCCCCUCAACUCCACAAAGUACCCCCCCCCCCCCCCCCCCCAAUUAAUGAACCGAUGACAGCUUUUAAAUCAUUAAAGCUUUGGCCACAGUUCCCAUUCUGUUAAAUUCGCAAUGCAGAAACACGAGGCUUCAUUGUUGGCAUGCGUGCGCCUUCUCUGUCAGCCGCUUAAUGGCACCUGUUGAUUAAUUUAAGAGAAAUGUGGAGCAGUGAACUCUUAAUAACUUUGAUCAAAGCCACGGAACAAAUCGUUAUCCAAAAAAACGACGCCCAAGACUCAAUUCUUUGGUUAAGUGCUUGGAAUGGGCCUGCUUUUCUUAAGCCUCUUAAAACUUGCCGACCUACUUCCUAGUUGGUAAAUGGAAGGACUCUUUGAUCAGGACGGUGUGUGGACUGCGCGCCCCUGCGGCGAACUAGAUGCACUACUUUAUUUAAGAAAAAUGUUUAUAAGGAAUCAGUAUGUAGUUUUCAAGAGACAAUCAGUGUGUCAUAUCAAUGGUCCAUAUGUUUUGUUUUUUCUUUCUUUCUGUGAUAGCCUUCAAAACUGUGACCUGUUUUAUUGUAUGCAAUUUGUGAGCUUUGCGUCAGCGAAGCCUGCUAUGAUUUAAAAGUUUUUUUGAACGGGAAAAAGUAUUAAUAUGAUGAAAUAACAAUGAGCAAUUAUUAAAAUAUAGAUCAGGAUUUCCCAAACUUAUGAAGAGUGUUCUGGUUGGGAAAAGAAUCUUGAUAAACAUUUCCCUGUGGUCGUCGUCCUCCUGUGGAUACCAGCCCCUCUACAUGGACCUGUGGCUCCAAUGCUGGUACUGUGAGCCGCCGUAUUUGGACACAAUAAAAGUGGUUUCAUCGAACACUCUGUCAUCAUAACAAUUGAUUCAAUCUAAAUGUCGGGACUUGCCCGUUUGCAAAUAUUGGCAAAUACAUUGCAUGUGUGAAUAAACCGCUCAAUUCCGGACGUCCUACGUAUGUUCCAGCCCCGUUGGAGGGAAAUAAAUACACAAUAAUGAAUACGCAUCAUUGACGGUAAAAUGGCAUUAAGUCAGGCAGUAGUAGCCCACACGUAUUUACGCUACAGUACAUGACGGCAAAGGUGUAUGGAGUCUUAGGGACUGUCAUCGCUGGAACAGUAAAAUAAAAAGGACUACGUGAAAUCUUAACUUAGUAUGACAUACGUUUAGCCAUUUUAACAGACCAAAUUUCUCUAUUGUCAUCGACUACACACUUGACCUUCACAAUAGUUAUCUUAAAGAGAAGGGUCUUAAUUGUGUUUUACGUUAGGCUAUAUAAUGGCACUAAUAGCACAAUAGGAUGUACGCCAUCUAGGCGGCUGCCUGGUAACAAACUCAAGGAACAGUUUGCAUUCCAAUAACAUACAAGAAU